This is a messenger RNA of Branchiostoma floridae (Florida lancelet), 2209 nucleotides long. RefSeq names its product protein amalgam-like. Gene Ontology annotation, molecular function: cell adhesion molecule binding. The record is from RefSeq and is a predicted model, not a curated record. The transcript has 8 exons. Gene Ontology annotation, cellular component: cell-cell junction. NCBI's taxonomy places the organism in Eukaryota, Metazoa, Chordata, Leptocardii, Amphioxiformes, Branchiostomatidae. Gene Ontology annotation, biological process: cell-cell adhesion. Bases 558 to 2090 code for a protein of 510 amino acids.
UUAUCUCGUUAUGCAUCAACCAUAUCUUAAGCUGGUGCCACAAAAGCUUGCCAGCCACAUCAUCCUUAUGGCAUUACCGCGGGUUUAGUUUCACUGAGACUUUGGGCGUCUGAUUGACAAGCGUGUUUGGCCAUGGAUGAUGUUAAAUAGUUCCAAUCGAUGUUCAACGCACACGUACGCCUGGCCCUGCUGUCAUUUCCCGGUCUUAACGCGCUAAUUAAUCGGAUAAUACGUACGGAUGGGGAUGACGGAUCGCCGCAUGGCGGAGAAGUGCCACUGGGCGUUGCCAUCUCCACAUAACGGAGCGCUCUUCUCGCGCGCAUAGUUGAAGGUGAUGGAGUGUCCCAGGAUACAAAAUGCGCAUAAAUGCGUAUGCUAUUAGGUCGUAACGCGUUAUUGAAUACAACUGGUGGCUGAGUAAGGAGCGCAGAAGAAGGUACUUACGCGCUACAGUUUGCUUCAUAACGAGGAAGCUUCCGUUGGGGGCUGUUGGGUACUGAGCUCUUCUCGGGGCUUACUGAGCAGAUCCCUGGGUGGAAACAACCACGUACGGAACAAUGCACGUCGUUUGGGCUUCAGCAACGCUGCUUUCCUUCUUGUUGUCAUUGCAAGCGGCCCAAGCACAAACAGGACUUCAGCUGACCCUACCGGCAAAAGUCAACGCCAUAGCCGGAGAAGAUGUCGUUAUCCCGGCCACUUACACCACCAGCAGGCAGCUGAACCUGAUCGAGUGGAUCAAACGAGACAGCGUCGACCAGAAGGCUACCCAAGUUUACACCUAUAACCCCCUGUUAGGAAACUCCAAAUCUUACGGGCAGUUUGCUGGUCGAGCCCGUAUCGAGGACCAGGCGUCUCUGAGGAUCAUGCGGGCGGCUUCAGGUGAUGCCGGCAGGUACUUCCUGAAGAUCAUGACGGAUGAUCUGGUCACUGAAGAAGCCAUCACUGAGCUGGUGGUGUUAGUGCCACCGGAAGUAAAGGUUGGUCCCCCGGGUCCACUCGUCGUCACAUCCGGUAAAAGCGUGACCCUGAAGUGUACCGUCUUCAACGGCAGGCCCAACAACAUCUCGUCCUUGUGGUGGGAGAAGGACAACAUGCCGGUAGAACAUCUGAGACUGGAUGGGAUGAAGUACUCGGGAGGAACGAUGAAGAUGCCGUCUCUGGUCGUGCGGUUUGUGGACAGGAUGGACGCGGGGAGGUACACGUGUGCCGUACGACAUCCUGCCUCGUCUCGACCCAUCAAAGCCAGCUUGACUCUGAAAGUUCAAUAUCCUCCUAGUGUAACGCGAAUCUCCGAGUCUCUGAUUGCCACCGCGGACGACGUGCUCACCCUGGAGUGCAUCGCUGACGGCUACCCCCUCCCUAACGUCACGUGGACCCGAGACGGGGUCCGACUCCCCUGCAAGCCUCAGAACCUACCACACAACCUACGGGCGUGCUCUCAGGUCUUCGACAUGUUGAGGAUGAAUGACACGGGAUCUUAUAAAUGCUCCGCCACAAAUGGUAUCGGUGAUGGGGACACUAAGGCCUUGUUUGUGACAGUCAGACCACCUACAAAAGGUUUGGACAUGUUCACGAUCGCCAUCGCCACUGGGGUCCUGGUGGGUUGUCUGUGGCUGGGUCUGUGCCUGGUUCUCCUGGGCUGUUACAUCAGGAAGAGACAACACGAGAAGGAGAGAAACAAGUUCGCCUUCUACUACAAUCUGAUCGGCAGGGGGGAGGGCGCCAUUGAAGACAAGACGGCCGCUACAGCAUCCACAACAGACGGUCCGAAACCACCAGACAAACCCAAGAUGUCUCCAUUAAAUACAGGGAUAGGCACCCUUCGAAAAAACAAGAAGGGCCAAGACAGACGGUUUGCCAGAGUGUUGUACCCGUACUCACCAACAGACGAAAACGAGCUGCAGCUGGACAUCGAUGACGUCAUCGAGGUACUGGAGGGAGAAAAUGGCGGCUGGUGCCUAGGCUACCUGAAGGGAAGGAUAGGCCUGUUCCCUUCAAAUUACGCAGUGUUUCUGCCCACUACAGAGGCGAAAAAGGCGGUGGCGGCACAGCUUACAAACAUUGAAGGGAAGGGAAAACUGAGUAUCUAACGUGAGGUGGUGGAAACAGGGGCGGAAGCAUCCUCGCGUGUAACGUGCACUCUCACUGCACUUGCGUCAAGCUGGCGUCAUUGCGGGGUUCGUUCAAUGCGUCACUGUUUUGUUAUUUU